UCUCUCUCUCUCACGGUCCAAUUACCAUUUUCCGAAACGAUAAAGCCCUUUUCUAAGUUUGUACUUUCUACUCCUAUGUUUCCUUCUGCACCACCACCUUCACCAUUACCCUCUCCUCUAGCCUGAAAGAAAGUUUUUUCUCUCUCUCUCUCUCUCUCACCCACAUACACACACAGAAACUACAGAUGUUUUCUUCAGGUAGCGGUGGCAACCCCUUCUCAUACACCAACGAAACCCUAUUCACAGGCCCACCCACGAUUGAAGAAAAUCCUAACUACAAUUCCUCACAAGAAGAAUACCCUCCUCCAGGUUCUCCUGAUCUCCUCCACUUCCCUUCUCCUUUUCUCGACACUGGCGGCCCUCCACAAGAUCAUGAUAUCACAACCAUCAACACCGGUGCAACAAGCACCUCAAACCGCCGGCCGAGGAAAAGAAACGGAAGUGGUGGUGCAACUACAAACCCUAACCCCAAUCCUAAUCCUAACGCUAACCCCAAUCCUAAUCCUAACCAUAACCCUAAAUCUAACUCGAGGAGGAGAACUGGGAAGAAAGACAGGCAUAGCAAGAUUUGCACAGCCCAAGGACUGAGAGACCGGAGAAUGAGGUUGUCGGUUCAGAUCGCUCGAAAGUUCUUCGACCUCCAAGACCUGCUAGGGUUUGAUAAGGCCAGUAAAACCAUUGAGUGGCUCUUUUCCAAAUCGAAAGGCGCGAUCAAAGAAGUCACGAGGAAUCUCCCCCGAGUGAAUCACGGUUGUAGCGUUGAUUCAAAGGGGGUGGUAGAAUAUCAAGAGAGUGAUGUUCACAAGGAAGACAAGGGGAAGGGGAUUGAGGUUUCAGUUGGUGUUCUGAACGAAGAAAACGAAAAAUCGCAUAAAAAGGCGGCAUCGUAUGAUCCUCAUCAAGCAAAGGAGUCGAGGAGUAAGGCGAGAGAAAGAGCUAGGGCUAGAACAAGGGAGAAAAUGAUGAUCAGAGGGCUUGGAGAUUGGGAAGAGGAUGACCUUGAGGGAAACCCUAAUAAUAGCUUGGAUCAUGAAUUUCCUGCUGAAAAUUUUCAUGACACUGCAGGUGCAAAUUCAUCGACAUCACGUGCGAUUUUAGGUUUUCAGACCAAUCCUGGAGUCUCAGAUGGGGAAGAUUCCAACAAUAAGCUUAUGGGUGUUGGUGGAAAUUGGGAGAUGGAGAAUGCAAGAUUAAUCAUCUCUGAAUAUGGUGAAUUGACAAAUAUUUUUCCCAUGACAGGUAAUGAACUUCAAGAACAAAACCCUAACCCUAUUUCAGCCACAAGUGCUUAUUUUCAGUCUCAGUUAAUGUCAGGAAACCAAUUCUACUGCAGCUGGCAAUGAACCUAUUUUUGUAUUUUCCUCAAUUGUUAAAAUAUACUAAUAUAUAUAUUGUAUCUCCCUUCUAUCUCCCCCCAAA
This is a messenger RNA of Rhododendron vialii, 1419 nucleotides long. RefSeq lists its product as uncharacterized. The transcript has a single exon. Gene Ontology annotation, molecular function: sequence-specific DNA binding; DNA-binding transcription factor activity. Bases 186 to 1343 code for a protein of 385 amino acids. Gene Ontology annotation, biological process: regulation of secondary shoot formation. Gene Ontology annotation, cellular component: nucleus. NCBI's taxonomy places the organism in Eukaryota, Viridiplantae, Streptophyta, Magnoliopsida, Ericales, Ericaceae. The record is from RefSeq and is a predicted model, not a curated record.